UAUACCCUCGAUAGUUGAGUGUAUGAAAGGCUGCUUUCAAUAAGAGAGCUCUCGACGGAGGAAAAACACCCAACAAAACAGCUAUGUGCGGUGCGUUCAAUGCCCCUCCGGAUUUUCUAGGGCCUUCCAUAUUGUAAGCGGUCGUGCUACGUGUGCGGCGUUCAUGAGCGUCGUCCACGGCCGUCACGAAAGCGGAGAUUCGCCUCCACCUUCGCCAGCAUCAGCAAAGCAUCCGCGGUCGCGGUGGCAUCGCCGCAUCCAGCUGGGGCGACUUCUCGUUGGUGGGGAAGAUGACAACGACGGCGAUGACGGUGGAGGUUUGGUGUGGAGAACCGACGCUGGAGGACAUCAUUUUCUCCCUCGCGCCGCCGAUGUCGUCUUGAUUUCGGAUGAGAGCGGGAGGAGACAAAUAAACACCAUCGCUCGCUCUUUAGCCGGCUAACGCUAAGCUAUCACUUUAGCUCCACGGCUGGCUGCUUUUGAUUAACCUCUCCCCGCCCCCCCCCCCCCCCCCAUCCCCGCCAUGUGGAGACAUGCUGACGGCGAAGAGGACAUUUAAAACACCGUAGCUCACGAUUAGCAUCACGGCUAAGAUAGUUAGCUCACCCCCCCCCCCAGUCCUCGGAUUUUUCUUUCUCUCGAUGAGGAUGCUAACCGAGGGGAGCGACUGACUGACUGACCGACUGAAGGUGCACCUCGACACGCUCAUGAAGGUCAUGACAGCGAGAGAAUGAUCAUGCUGGAAAAACAGAGCUCGACGCAGGAGAUCGGCGAGGAGGUGGAGGCCGACGCCAUCUUCACCAUCACGCUGCGUAAGGUGCAGCUGCACCACUCGUCCAGCAAGGGGCAGCGCUGGCUGGGCGUGGAAACGGACGCCGGCCUCAGCCUGUACGAGACGUGCAAGGUGCGGACCAUCAAGGCGGGCACCCUGGAGAGGCUGGUGGAGUACAUGGUCACCGCCUUCAAGGGCAAAGAUUCCACCUACGUCACCAUCUUCCUCUGCACUUACCGAUCUUUCGCCACCGCCAAGCAGGUGCUCGACCUGCUGCUCAACAGGUACGCCAGGCUCCAGAAUGUUCCGGCGGCGACGGCGCAUCGCGUCUGCCAGGACGACUGCACCGAGCUCAGAAACACGGUGUCGUCCAUCUUGGGUGCGUGGUUGGACCAGUACUCUGAGGACUUUUGGACUCCUCCGGGCUACGACUGCCUCCACCAGCUGUUGUCGUACCUCCACCUUCACUUCCCCGGCUCUGACCUGGAGCGUCGCGCCCGCAACCUGCUGGCACAUUUCCACAGACGGCAGCAGUGCGAACCCGACACCGACGGCGAGCACUUGGGAUGCCCGUUCGCCACGCAGGAGGAGAGCGGCUUUGAGGACGAGCUGCCCACCUUCAGCUUCCUGUCCUUCGACCCCAUCAUGGUGGCCGAGCAGUUCACGCUGAUGGACGCGGACCUGUUCAAGAAGGUGGUCCCGUACCACUGCCUGGGCGGCAUCUGGUCGCAGCGCGACAAGAAGGGCAAAGAGCACCUGGCCCCCACCAUCCGCGCCACGGUGGCCCAGUUCAACUCGGUCACCAACUGCGUGAUCAGCACCAGCCUGAGCAACGCCGCGCUCAAGCACAACCAGAGGGCCCGACUCCUGGAGAGGUGGAUCGACGUGGCCCGGGAGUGUCGGAUCCUGAAGAACUUCUCCUCGUUGCGAGCCAUCCUCUCCGCCCUGCAGUGCAACGCCGUCCACCGCCUGAAGAGGACCUGGGAGGAAGUGUCUCGGGAGAGUUUCCGCACCUUCCGCGAACUUUCCGAGAUCUUCUCGGACGACAACAACUACUCGCUCAGCCGGGAGCUGCUGGUCAAGGAGGGAACGUCCAAGUUUGCUACUUUGGAGCUGAAUCCCAAGCGAGCUCAGAGGAGACACCAGCAGCAGAGAGACCUGGGCGUGAUGCAGGGCACCAUUCCCUACCUGGGCACCUUCCUGACAGACCUGGUCAUGAUGGACACAGCCAUGAAGGACUACACCGAGGGUGGCCUGAUCAACUUUGAGAAGAGACGAAAGGAAUUCGAGGUGAUCGCGCAGAUCAAACUGCUGCAGCUGGCGUCCAACAACUACAGCUUCACGCAGGACGCGCACUUCCGCGAGUGGUUCGCCUCCACCGAGAAGCUCAGCGAGGCCGAGAGCUACCAGCUGUCGUGCGACAUCGAGCCGCUCUCGGAGUCGGCCAGCAACACGCUGCGAGCCAAGAAGAACGGAGGCAUCAUGAAACGAUGGAGCGAUCGGCAGCUGGCCGAGGGCUCCUCCGGCUGUCUGGCGGCCGGGAGCGGCGGCGGCGCCGUGGGCUCCCACUCUAAGUCCUUUGACCACGCCCACUUCCGGCCCUACCAAGGCGGCGGCGACAGCGGCGACGCCCUCAGCGUCACCUCCGUCAGCUCCAGCGGCUCCGACCUGGAGGACGUCAACGCCAGCUUCCUCUCGGACUCGCCCGAGGGACACGAGAGGAAGACGUCCACGCCUUCGGUGAAACUUUCCGUCUCAGCGCUGGGGAGAGAAGCUUCGGCGGCAGACACGACCUCCACGUUCUGGGAGUGCACGUCGCUGUCGUCUCUGGACGCGUCGGGCACGGGCUCCAGCUCGGGCUCGGCGUCGGGCUCCAGCACGGCGUCGUCGUCGUCGGUGUCGUCGGCGGCGGCGCUGUCGCUCUCGCUGUCGGCGUCGCGCUCGCACAAGCGCUCGGCGUCGGCCGUGUCCAACUACUCCACGCUGUCGCUGCCCCUCUACAACCAGCAGGUGGACGACUGCUGCAUCAUCCGCGUCAGCCUCGACGUGGAGAACGGAAACAUGUACAAGAGCAUCCUGGUGACCAGUCAGGAUAAGACGCCGGCCGUCAUCCGCAAGGCGAUGAUCAAACACAAUCUGGAGAGGGAGAAAACAGAAGACUACGAGUUGGUGCAGAAGAUCUCGGAAGAGAAAGAGCUUCGCAUCCCCGACAACGCCAACGUCUUCUACGCCAUGAACUCCAGCGCCAACUACGACUUCGUGCUGAAGAAGCGCGGGCCGGCGCGGCCGGCGCGCGCCAAGACGGUGGCCAGCUCCACGCUGCCGCGCAUGAAGCAGAAAGGACUGAAGAUCGCCAAGGGCAUUUUCUGAGAGCGUCGCGCUUCAGCUCGGGACCUCAGUUUGCGGGCCAAGUCGCCGCCUCGUCGACACGUCGCACUUUGGAUUUGGUUUGGUUUUUUGUCUUGUGGCAUCCUGGCCCCGCGUUGGCGCACGAUCAAACGGACGCUGUCCCGGAAGUAGGACGGCAGUGGCACUUUGGGAUUUUGGACGGCGUUCCGACCCAGCGUGUUGACGCACGCUCAAACGGGCCUCGUCCCGUGGGCGGGAUCCACGGGGCCCCCGGGACGCCCGGCGUGUAGACGCGCGGUCGGACGGACGGGAUCCGGAUGUUCCCGUCGCCCGCGUUGUUGACAAAUGGUCAAACGGAGGCCGUCCCGCCGGUAGGAUCCGGAUUUUCCAGAUGCCGGCAGUGACACGUGACGGGAGGGCCGACAACGUGUAUAUAUGACAGCUGUGCCGUGCAUUUUUUCAGGUUUUUUUUUUUUUUUUUUUUUUUUUUUUGGUGCUGAUGAUCUUUUAUUGAAGCGGUGCCAUGUUUCACUCGUUGCCGUGACUGGAAGCAAUUGAAGGACACUUUUGGAAUUUUUGACCACUAGCGGGCCUCGGCCGUCAAUUGUUGUUGCGAUCGGCGUGUCUUUUUUUUUGUUUUUGUUUUUUUACGAAGGACUUUGCACUUAGGAAGGAAGGCUCAGUGCUUGGCAUAAAUGGCGACAAGGCUGGUGUUUAUCCAUUUCUUAGUCGAGAUUCAAAUCAUCCGAAUAUAAGCCU
This is a messenger RNA of Hippocampus comes (tiger tail seahorse), 3880 nucleotides long. Its product is annotated as ral guanine nucleotide dissociation stimulator-like. Lineage: Eukaryota; Metazoa; Chordata; Actinopteri; Syngnathiformes; Syngnathidae. The record is from RefSeq and is a predicted model, not a curated record. Gene Ontology annotation, biological process: Ras protein signal transduction. The transcript is spliced from 18 exons. Gene Ontology annotation, molecular function: guanyl-nucleotide exchange factor activity. Gene Ontology annotation, cellular component: plasma membrane. The coding region runs from base 731 to 3142 and encodes 803 amino acids.